This is a messenger RNA of Pogoniulus pusillus (Red-fronted tinkerbird), 1323 nucleotides long. RefSeq names its product tRNA methyltransferase 10B (gene TRMT10B). The record is from RefSeq and is a predicted model, not a curated record. Lineage: Eukaryota; Metazoa; Chordata; Aves; Piciformes; Lybiidae. Gene Ontology annotation, molecular function: tRNA binding. The transcript is spliced from 8 exons. The coding region runs from base 38 to 952 and encodes 304 amino acids. Gene Ontology annotation, biological process: tRNA N1-guanine methylation. Gene Ontology annotation, cellular component: nucleoplasm; nucleus.
CUCUGGUCGCAGCUCCGCCCCGGAGCGAGGAGCGGCGAUGGCGGGAGGCUGUGGUGCUGGCGGUGGUCUGCCGGCGGAGCUCGACGGGGAGGCAGACGUGUUUUGCGAGGCUCUCCGCUUGCUGCGGAUCGAGCCCUCAGCUGUCAGCCUCGGCGCAGGGCAGGAGGGCGGUGAGGCGCCGUGCUCGCGGAACGUGCUGCGGAAGCGGAGGCGCUGGGAGCGAGUGCUGGCGGCGAGGAGAAGGAAGCGGACGCAGGAGCGGGAGAGGAGCCGGGCCCGGCGGGCCGAGAACCCAGGGACUGCCAUCCGGAAUGGUGGCAGGGCCCUGGCCUCCCUCGCCAAAGAACGGCUUUUGCAGGCCCGGGACUCGGGACCCCGGCUCUGCAUAGACCUCGGCAUGGCUGCACAUAUGACGGAGAAGGAAACCAGCCGCCUGGCCUCCCAGAUCAGAAGACUCUAUGGGGCAAACAGGCGAGCAGAGAAGCCCUUCUGGCUCUACCUGACGGAGUUUGCUGAGGGCUCACUGAUCUACAGGGAGUGUUUGCGCAUGAAUGACGGCUUCUGCAACUACUUGAUGGAUACAACUCAAGAAAGCUACCUGGACCUGUUCCCUUUAGAUGCAGUUGUUUAUCUCACUCCUGACUCAGAGAAUGUCCUCGAAGAUAUUGAUGCAAAUAAAGUAUACAUCCUUGGAGGCCUGGUGGAUGAGAGUAUUCACAAGAAGCUGACCCUGCAAAGGGCGCAGGAGCAGGCCCUGCAAACAGCCCGGCUGCCCAUCCGCGAGUACAUGGUGAAAUCCACCAGCAGCAGGAACUACCACUCGGAGACACUGGCAAUCAACCAAGUCUUUGAUGUUUUAUCCACUUACUACACGACCCGAAGCUGGCCAGCAGCCCUGACGGCGGGAGUUUCUGCUGGAAAAGGCUACGUGCUGCCGGAUGCAGUGAAAUAAGGGGAAGCCAUUGAGCAUGACAGUGCAGCAUUUUGUGAUGCAAGGAGCUGUGAAGGCAGGAGAAGUAAACCAAAGACUCCAGGCAGAGGCAUCAGCAUGACCGUGCAUAAACACCUCUGAGUAAGGACCCUGCUGAGAGUGAUGCGUUCUACCUCAUCAGCUCACCCCUGGAAGUGACUUUUCCCCUUGAACAAAGAACAAAAGCCAGUGGAGGCCAGUGCCAAAGAAAGACUGAUAAUUUGGUUUGGAUUCUCUGCAGAUGCUUGUUCUGACUUGGGCAUCUGCAUUUGGUCAGGGAGGGAAAGGAGAGCUUUAAAAGGUAUUUCUUUCAUCUUGAUUAAACUCAAGUAAGGUGAAGUGAGUAUUGCAAA